AUGGUGAAGGAGUGGAAGGGUAUGGUGGUGGGGCUGAAUAGGGUGGUGGAGAGGGAGGCUUCGGUGGCGGAGCAGAGGUGGGAGAGGCGUUCGAAGGCGGCCAGUUGGUGCAUGAGCUUGUGGAUGUGGGGGAUGUCGGAAUUUGUGGCUAGGCGGAUUCGGGCGAAGAGUGGGUGGCCGAGUGGGUGGUCUCCUGGCAGCGUGAGGUUGGGUUCGGGCGUUGAGGCUGGUGGUGGCGGUGGUGCUGCAGCAGCCAUUUUCCG
Messenger RNA from Ilex paraguariensis (yerba mate), 263 nucleotides. Lineage: Eukaryota; Viridiplantae; Streptophyta; Magnoliopsida; Aquifoliales; Aquifoliaceae. The record is from the annotation of a GenBank genome assembly.